UGUCAUAGUGGCAUAUUCAUAUUAAAAGUCUAUUCUUGAGUUGGGAUACGUAAAUUAUUGUUUCAUCGCUUCUUAAAUAUUUUGUACUACGCCCCUGCUUUAAAUACCAAAAGUCGCAAGAAGAUAAAGACGCAACGGUCACAUUAGCACGCUCUUGUAUUAUUUUCCUCGAUGCGAUUCUGACUUUAUUUUCGUAAAUUGUGAAAUAAACAUCCCAUCAAGAUGUCGCGCCACCGGAUAGUGCGCACGAUGGAUUACAACGACGAGUACGAUGGCUAUGACGACGUCUACGGCCACUCGGUGGAAGAUGAGCACUGCAUUUCCCCCACGGAUGCCCAGCACUGGCUCUACGAUCGUGCCCGUGGCCAACAAAGCAUCUCGGCCUUCCUGAGCAAGAACAAAAACAUUGAGGAAGAGGACCCUGACGAGGAGGAUGAGGACGCUUCUUUUGAAAAGGCGCGGCGGGACUCUGAAAGCUUCCAAAUGCCGCAGCUGAACGAGAUUGACCAGGCCAAGCUGAGUUCUUGCGUGGAUGAGGUGCGCAGCGUAGUGGGAGAUGCUGUUUCCGAGCGCCGAAUAGUGGAGACGUCCAUGAAGUUUGACUACGACAUGCAGAAGAUCCUAGAUGAGAUUCUCAAUGAGGAAACCAAGAAGAAGCCGACUAAAAAGACACCAUCCACUCCCGUGCUACCAUUAAGUGCAGCCAAAUCUUCCAGCAAAGCGGCACCUACACCACCACCGAAAAUCAGUCUGAAAGAGCCCAGGAGAGGCUUCGAAAUCGCCUCUCCGAAAGUGCCCUCUUCGCCGGUGGUGUCUGGACGGAAUACUCCCGUGGACGGGGACGACCUUAAUCGAACUCCGGCCACUAUUUUUAAAGUCUCCAAGGACCAGGCCCAGAGAAAUGCACGCCAGCUGUAUGAAAAGGAGCGAUCCGACCAGAAAAGUCAUAUACACAUGAUUGUCAUUGGCCACGUAGAUGCUGGAAAGAGCACCCUUAUGGGCCAUCUUCUCUUCGACACCGGCAAUGUUUCCCAACGCGUGAUGCACAAACACGAACAGGAGUCCAAGAAGCUGGGCAAGCAGAGCUUCAUGUAUGCCUGGGUUCUGGACGAAACGGGCGAAGAAAGGGCUCGAGGAAUCACGAUGGACGUGGGCCAGUCCCGAAUCGAAACAACUUCAAAGAUUGUGACUCUAUUGGAUGCGCCUGGGCACAAGGACUUUAUACCGAAUAUGAUCUCGGGCGCAACACAGGCGGACGUGGCUCUCCUCGUCGUAGAUGCCACGCGAGGUGAAUUCGAGUCUGGCUUUGAACUUGGUGGGCAGACCAGAGAACAUGCUAUUUUGGUGCGAUCGUUGGGAGUCAACCAGCUGGGCGUGGUAAUCAACAAACUGGACACCGUGGGCUGGUCACAAGAGCGCUUCACGGAGAUUGUCACCAAACUGAAGUCUUUCCUCAAGCAAGCUGGCUUUAAAGAGUCGGACGUGACCUUUACACCAUGCUCAGGACUUACUGGAGAGAAUCUCACCAAGAAGGCGCAGGAAUCGGCACUGACCAGCUGGUACAGUGGCCCACACCUCCUGGAUGUUAUUGACAAUUUCAAGGUCCCCGAACGCGCUAUUGAUAGACCUUUGCGCAUGUCCGUUUCCGAUAUCUACAAGGGCACCGGAUCAGGAUUCUGCAUUUCUGGAAGGGUGGAAACUGGAGUACUUUGCGUAAACGAUAAAGUUUUAGUGGGAGCCAGCCGGGAGCAGGCUCAAGUGAAAUCCAUCACAAUGGACGAGUUUCCCCAGACGAGUGUUUUUGCCGGAGAUCAGGUAUCUGUUACUCUCGCCGGUGUGGACAUCAACAACGUUACCGUAGGCUGCAUCAUCUGUGAUCCACAAACACCUAUUCCAGUGACCCUUCGUUUCCAAGCCCGCAUCAUCGUUUUCAACGUUAAGGUCCCGAUCACGAUGGGAUUUCCCGUGCUUCUGCACCACCAAUCCCUGAUAGAACCAGCCGUAGUGUGCAAACUGACAGCUUUGAUUCACAAGAGUACGGGCGAGGUGGUCAAGAAGAAGCCCCGCUGUCUGGGAAACAACUCCUGCGCGUUGGUAGAACUGGAAACGAGCCGACCAAUCUGCAUCGAGCGCUAUGCAGACUUCAAGGAAUUGGGACGAGUCAUGCUGCGUGUGGCCGGGGUUACCAUCGCCGCUGGAAUGGUGACCAAGAUUCGUUAAGGUGCCAACCCGCUGAAUUUUUGUACGAAAUUUUAGUUAGACUUUCAUUCUGUUGUUUUGCUAAAUAUAGUUAUGUGAAUUGAUAAAA
Drosophila bipectinata is the source of this 2308-nucleotide messenger RNA. RefSeq names its product translation elongation factor EF-1alpha (GTPase) HBS1 (gene HBS1). Lineage: Eukaryota; Metazoa; Arthropoda; Insecta; Diptera; Drosophilidae. The record is from RefSeq and is a predicted model, not a curated record. Gene Ontology annotation, biological process: translation. Gene Ontology annotation, molecular function: GTPase activity; GTP binding.